GCGCCUCAGGCCGCCAUGGCCCCCGCUUCCCGCUCCCGCAGCCCCGAGGAGGCCCCGAGCUCCCGGAGGCGGCGGCGGGGCGGGGGCGGCGGGUCCCCGGAGGGCCCCCCGCCGCCCAAGGCCGGCCGCUCCCCGCGGGCCCGGAGCUCCCGCUCCCCCGCGCUCCGCGGCGCCUCGUCGUCCUCCUCCCCCCCCCCGCACGGCGGCGGGGGCGGGGGCGGGGGCGGCCAUCACCACCAUUACUACCACCACCAUCACCAUCACCACCAGGGCUGCGGGCCCGGCCCGCCGUGGCCGGACUACUACGAGAAGGAGAAGGAGGAGAGCCUCCGGCAGAGGAGAUUAAAUGAAAGAGAGAGAAUUGGAGAAUUAGGAGCACCCGAAGUUUGGGGACUUUCUCCAAAGGUUCCUGACCCAGAUUCUGAUGAACAUACCCCCGCAGAAGACGAAGAAGCAAAAUCUAAGAAAAGCAGCAGUUCAGAUUCCAGCACGGAAGAAGAUAAAAAGAAGAAAAAGAAGAAGAAAGGUAGUCACUCAAAAGAAAACUCUAAAAGGAAAAGAAAGAAAAAAGCAUCCAAAAGAAAACACAAAAAGCAUUCCGAGGACAGUGAUUCAGACACAGAUACAGACUCCAGUGAUGAAGACAAUAAAAAGAAAGCUAAGAAAACAAAGAAAAAGGAGAAGAAACACAGAUCAAAGAAAUCCAAGAAAAAGAAGACUAAGAAGAGUAGGAGAGAAUCUAGUGAUUCAAGCAGUAAAGAUUCUGAGGAAGAGUUCCAGGGAGAGGAUCUCUGGAUUGAGCGUUCCAAAAAUGCAGAAGCCGUGGAUCUAAUUGGACCAGAAGCUCCUAUAACACAUGCCUCUCAAGAUGAUAGACCUUUGAACUACGGCCACGCUCUGCUGCCGGGUGAAGGUGCAGCCAUGGCCGAGUACGUGAAGGCUGGAAAGCGCAUCCCCCGGAGAGGUGAAAUCGGACUGACGAGUGAAGAGAUUGCAUCGUUUGAGUGCUCCGGCUAUGUGAUGAGUGGCAGCAGGCAUCGCCGAAUGGAGGCUGUGCGUCUACGUAAAGAGAACCAGAUCUACAGUGCUGACGAGAAGAGAGCCUUAGCAUCCUUCAACCAAGAGGAGAGACGGAAGAGAGAAAACAAGAUCCUAGCUAGCUUCAGAGAGAUGGUGUACAGAAAAACCAAGGGGAAGGAGGAGAAAUGAAGACUUGCUGAGUUGUACAGGACAGAUUUAAAUAUCCCUCUUUUCUUGUAAUAUAAAAUAGCUUUCCUCCUUUUACUGAAAUCUUUUUUUGUUGUAUAAGAAAACAUUAUAGUGCUGUUGUGCCUUCUA
This is a messenger RNA of Ornithorhynchus anatinus (platypus), 1338 nucleotides long. It is a transcript of the gene NKAP, whose product is annotated as NFKB activating protein. Gene Ontology annotation, molecular function: chromatin binding. The record is from RefSeq and is a predicted model, not a curated record. NCBI's taxonomy places the organism in Eukaryota, Metazoa, Chordata, Mammalia, Monotremata, Ornithorhynchidae. Gene Ontology annotation, cellular component: nucleus. Bases 16 to 1209 code for a protein of 397 amino acids. The transcript is spliced from 9 exons. Gene Ontology annotation, biological process: regulation of gene expression.